Cucumis melo (muskmelon) is the source of this 1758-nucleotide messenger RNA. RefSeq lists its product as uncharacterized. The transcript is spliced from 6 exons. The record is from RefSeq and is a predicted model, not a curated record. NCBI's taxonomy places the organism in Eukaryota, Viridiplantae, Streptophyta, Magnoliopsida, Cucurbitales, Cucurbitaceae. The coding region runs from base 278 to 1432 and encodes 384 amino acids.
UAGUGCUCCAGAAAAUUCCAAGAGUUGUGUUUUUUUUUUCCAAGGUUUUUCAUGGCCUCCUUAUCCUUUCCAAACCGACUUGGAAGCCAAGGCAAUAUGUCUCUAUUCUUCAUCCUCUAUCGUUAAGCCCCCUGCCCUUUUGAAACUUCAGUGCAACUCAUAACAUGAACUUCCUCUUCACACCCUUCCUCAACUGACUUGAAGAUUCUCAUACUUUUAUCUAACUCCUUCAUUACGUCACUUGGCAUAGAGGAGCUGGCCACACUAGCAAGGUGAUAUGACUGGAAACAUACCUGAGGUCCGAAGUAGACGUGUAGAGCAUCCAUGUUUGGCUCAAAAUGUAAAUGCUUCCGCUGAUUCUCCUAAAACUUCUUCAGAAGUCUUCCCAUCUGCUAUUGAGUUCUAUGUCUGGUCUGAUGAGGGAAUUAAUCUUUACGUGGAUUUAAAUUCUAGCCCUUUGGAUUGGACUGAAAGAUUAAAUAAUGAGGUUUACAUCUGUGAGAGCAUCUACAGAGACAAAUGUCUGCAACAAAACCUCUGUUGGUUUAAAGGUCAUAAAGAAUUUGCAAAAUCUUUUCAGUGGAAUAAUCAUGCUGGCCUAUUCAAGGGUGGCUAUUUACAGAAGGAAACUCCCUCCUGUUCGAACCUGAUGACAGAUAAUAGCAUGGAGGCUGGCCAGUUAGAUGAAGCUGAUGGAUCUGUAAUCUUCUCUCCUAUUACGUCUCAUGCCAUUAAUGCAGAUGCUUCUGAAAAUUUAGAUGAAAAUCAGACAAUCAUAUCUUCUGAAACUGAUUUUGAUAGGCAGAACCAGAAAAUUGCUGGGUCUGAAUCUUGUGCUGAAGAGGAUAAUCGUGCUACGAGUCUUGAUUUUGAGAUUGACAAUGAUUUACAGAAAAAGGAAAAUUCUGAUCCAAUUUCUGGUGGUCAAUCCAAUCUUUCCAUAUUAGCCCAUCAAAAUUUUACGCCUGAAAGUGAAAUGUGUGAAUCUUCAACACUGCAGAACAGCUACAGUGCUUUAAACCUCUCUAUGGAGAAUCCUGGAAGCUCAGCAGCUGGUUCUAUGGACAUUGAAUCACCAGAUAUUGAACAAUGCCCUAAAGAUGUCUCUUGUUCACCUUGUAGAGCAUUACCACAGGGGGACUCAAAUGUUUCUGAUUACAGCUUGCAAACAAGUGCAGAGAAGUCGGAGAGGAACAACUUAAGUGUUGCAACGGAGAGUUCAGAAUGCUCUCAAAUCCCUGAAUCUAUGGAGAAAAUGUUGCCCGUAUCUCAUUGUCUCGAAUCUAAUGGAGCACAUAAGAAGACGAAACUCACUAAAACUGAAACAAGAUGUUGUAGUCAACCUGAUAGAAGGGUUUUAAGAAGUGUAACGCAUAAACAGAGGCUACCUAGAAGAUCCAGGCGGCUCAUUUCAAAGACCGCGAGUUCGUAAAAUGCGUUGGGCAUGAUGGAACAUGGAAGGAUUUCUUCACAUCUUCUGUGGUCUGGGAAGAAUUACAUCAAUUUGUGUUGUGUUGACUGUUGCCACCUCGCGAAUCGACAUUUUUUUUCCUGGAAAUGUGCAAGAUUGUAUCCAGGUUUCUUCUUUAGUUGGAUGGGGUACGAACUCUUAUCAUUUAAAGGAAGAAUUCAAGUAUGUGUAAUGCUGAUGAGUUUCAUAUCUGAAGGAAUUCUUAUAAAGGAGAUUCUUUAGGGACACAAUUCUGAGAUCAUUAUAUGAUACACUUUAGAAUAAAAUUGACUUUUUAGUAUUGAGCA